Messenger RNA from Spathaspora passalidarum NRRL Y-27907, 423 nucleotides. Its product is annotated as U6 snRNA complex subunit. Gene Ontology annotation, biological process: P-body assembly; nuclear-transcribed mRNA catabolic process; mRNA splicing, via spliceosome. The record is from RefSeq and is a predicted model, not a curated record. The transcript is spliced from 2 exons. The coding region runs from base 1 to 423 and encodes 140 amino acids. Gene Ontology annotation, molecular function: U6 snRNA binding. Lineage: Eukaryota; Fungi; Ascomycota; Pichiomycetes; Serinales; Debaryomycetaceae. Gene Ontology annotation, cellular component: U6 snRNP; spliceosomal tri-snRNP complex; P-body.
AUGCUUCCAUUAUAUUUAUUGACUGCAGCCAAGAAUAAACCGGUACUAAUUGAAUUGAAAACGGGAGAAACAUAUCAAGGAGACUUGGUCAACCUUGAUCCCUGGAUGAACCUCACUUUGAGCAAUGUGAUCCAUACCAAUACCGGAGCCGAUGAGUUCAGUAAAGAAACCGAAGUAUAUAUUCGUGGGAUGCACAUCAAGUACUUGCGUAUCCCUGAUGAGAUUAUGGACUAUGCCAAGGAGCAGAAUUUGUUGAAUAUGGAACAACGGAACAAGAAUGUUAAACGAAGAGGCGGAGACCGUAAUCAAAGCGGUGGCGGUGGCAGAGAUCAUAGACGCGGUGGAAGGGGCGGUAACCGUCGUUUCCAAGGAGACAGGCAUUACAACAACAACCAUCACUACCAACAACGUGAUAAUGAAUAG